AGCCACCCUGAACGAAGGCGCUUCUAAACCCCUUAAACCCUAAUCCUCCAUCCAUUCCCCUUCUCCGCACCCAGCCCGCCUCCAUGCUCACCUGAUCUCCGCGUCCGCCGCUACCCGUCCGCCAUGGCCUCCUCCUCCUCCAAGCUCCUAACCCUCACCCUGACUUCCUCCUUUCUCCGCUCCUGUCGCCUAGCCUCCACCUCCCUCCUCCCCAACUCCUCUCGCCGCCUCCCGGGGCCGCUCCUCUCCCUCCGCUUAUGCUCCUCCGCCACCGCUGCUGUCGAUGUCGCCGCCGACUCUGCCGCCGCGGCCGUGUCCUCCGGUCACCCGUGGCCGGAGUGGGGCGACUUCCUCGACAAGCUGCGGGCCAAGGGGUACUUCGAGCGGGCCGCCCCCGCUUGCGCCCCGAGUGCUACCGAGGGCUCCGCCGGAGAUGGGGAGGAGGCGGUGGCUGCUGAGGACGCCGUGGCUUCGGAUGAUACUUACCCUUUCAGGGACCUGAACAGGGUGAAGAACGCUUGCCUCAAGUUCGCGCGCGAGCGCUUCGAUCUCCUCAGCUUCCUUCCAAAGCAGGAUAUUCAAGUUAUUGUUGAGUGUGGCUGUCCUAAUAUCUACCGAAAGGCUGUCAAUUCUGCUAAAAGGCUGAGAGAGUUUGUGCAGGUCGAAGAAGGAGAUGCAUGCAGCGUUUGCAAAUUACGUGGAUCUUGUGAUAAAGCUUAUGUCAUUCCCAAGGCCGAGGAAGGAGCUCGGACUGUUGAUGUUGUGCGCAUACUGCUGACUUAUGCAAUAGAGCCAAGCAGCCUUUCAGGAGAAAACUCAGUUGAUGGAGGCGUGCAAGAAUCUGCAAGAAAGCUUCUCUUGGAGCUUACUAAACUUAGUGAGAAAGCAAUUGAUCCAUCUCUUCCUAAACCUGUAUUUCAAACUUCUAGCAAGCAGGAGUCAUCAUCCAAACUGUUUGCAAAGAGCAAAGAAUCAGCUGCCAAGUCUCGGGGCUCAGUUGGUAAGGGGAUUGAAAUGACUGCAACUGAAAUGAAGAAGGGCGAUUGGCUGUGUCCGAAUUGCAACUUCUUAAAUUUUGCUCGCAAUCGCCGUUGCCUUGAAUGCAAAGCAGAUGGACCAAAAAAGAUAGAAGCCGCCACCACUGAAAUGAAAAUGGGCGAUUGGAUCUGUAUACAGUGUCACUUUAUGAACUUCUCUCGCAAUAAGAUAUGCUUUAAAUGUGAAGAACCUCGUCCGAAGAGGCAGCUCAAUCCUGGAGAGUGGGAGUGCCCCUCAUGCGACUUUGUUAACUUCCGACGCAACAAGAGCUGCAAGAAGUGCAAUCACGACCGUCCCGAGGAUGAUACCCAGGAUAAUCAGCUGGGACAGAGAAACAUGAAAGGGGCUGGCAAGAAUAGAAGUUUUGACUAUAUUGAUCAGGACGAAGACAAUGACGAUGAUGUCUUGCCGUCCAAAGGGGCCCGUAAGCAUGUGGGGAGCAUGAAGGAGAAACUGGGCCCGAGGAGAACCGCUGCCAAGAGUAGAAGUGUUGGCUUUGUUGAUCAGGAGGAUUGUCUCCUCACUGCCAAGAGAAGUGCCGAGGAAGACGACGAUAACGAAGGGGUGCGCAAGCAUGUCGUCAGCAGAAGGGCGACGCCGGAUCAGAGGAGAUUCACCGCUGCUCGAAACCUGUGAGGCCAUCUGGCAGCUAUAGACCUUUGGUGUGUCUGCUUGUAACAAAUUUCAUUCAUUGCAUACUACUUAGCUGAGUACUCAUGAAAUAAUAGCGUGCCGGGAAUCUAGAAGCAAUUUUUUUACUACCUUCAUACAAAA
Phragmites australis (common reed) is the source of this 1812-nucleotide messenger RNA. RefSeq names its product zinc finger protein VAR3, chloroplastic-like. Bases 124 to 1674 code for a protein of 516 amino acids. The transcript is spliced from 6 exons. The record is from RefSeq and is a predicted model, not a curated record. Lineage: Eukaryota; Viridiplantae; Streptophyta; Magnoliopsida; Poales; Poaceae. Gene Ontology annotation, cellular component: cytoplasm. Gene Ontology annotation, molecular function: mRNA binding.